AUGGCAACAGCCGUCACACUCGCUGCUGAAGACAUCUCAAUAACAUCCUACCCCGAUGGCGGCCUCCAAGCAUGGCUCGUCGUCCUCGGCUCAUGGGCCUGCAUGAUCACCUCCAUGGGGCUCCUCAACACCAUGGCCGUGUUGCAGGCGAGACUCUCAGAGAAUGAGCUGAAGCAUCUUCCUGAGUCGACAAUUGGUUGGAUUCUCAGUAGCUAUGCCUUCUUUUUGUACUUCUGCGGAGCGCAAGUCGGUCCCAUCUUUGACGCGUACGAUGUGAAGUACCUGGUGAUACCAGGUAGCAUCGGCAUCGUCCUCUCCAUGAUGCUCAUCGGCCUCUGCAAAGAAUUCUACCAAUUCUUCCUCUGCUUCGGCCUCCUCGGCGGCGCCUCCGCCUCCCUCCUCUUCAACCCCGCCAUCGCCAUCAUCGGCCACUACUUCGACAAGCGCCGCGCCCUCGCCACGGGCAUCGCCUGCACCGCCGGCGGCCUCGGCGGCAUCCUCUUCCCCAUCAUCAUCCUCUACCUCACGCCCCAGGUCGGCUUCCCCUGGGCCACCCGCGUCAUCGCCUUCAUCUGCCUCGCCAUGGGCUGCCUCGCCGUCUGCCUCAUGAAGAAGCGUCUCCCCCACAACAAGAACACCAGCAUACGCCCCGGCAGCGCCAUCGACCUGGCCGCCCUCCGUGACCCAAAGUACGCACUGACGACGCUUGCCGUCUUCCUCGUUGAGUUUGCCGUCUUCAUCCCUUACACGUACAUCUCCUCGUAUGCGAUCCACGCCGGGAUGCCCACGCAGCGAGCAUACCUCCUCAACGCCCUCGUCAAUGUCGGUGCGAUACCCGGUCGCGCGCUUCCGGGCUAUGCAGCCGACCGCUUCGGCGCCUUCAACAUCCUCGCUCUGACGGCGACUACCUGCGCGGCUCUCAUCUUUGCGCUUUGGUACAAUGCCGGCACCAACGAGGCGGAGAUUUACUCGUUUACUGUUCUGUACGGGUUCUGGUCCGGCGCUGCGAUCAGUGUCACGCCUGUAUGUAUCAGCAGGGUGUGCAACAUCGAGGAUAUCGGGAAGAGGACCGGCACGGCAUUCUUCAUUGCGAGCUUUGGUGUGCUUAUUGGGUUGCCUAUUGCCGGUGCCUUACUGAAGGCUGAUAACGGCUCGUAUAACGGCGUCAUUGUGUUUGCAGGGUGUUUCUAUGCGGCGACUGUUGUUACGCUGUAUAUUGCCCGAGGUGUGGCUGCUGGUUGGGGACUCAAGGUUAUCUUCUAA
Trichoderma citrinoviride is the source of this 1263-nucleotide messenger RNA. RefSeq names its product MFS general substrate transporter. Gene Ontology annotation, molecular function: transmembrane transporter activity. The transcript is spliced from 4 exons. The coding region runs from base 1 to 1263 and encodes 420 amino acids. The record is from RefSeq and is a predicted model, not a curated record. Lineage: Eukaryota; Fungi; Ascomycota; Sordariomycetes; Hypocreales; Hypocreaceae. Gene Ontology annotation, biological process: transmembrane transport. Gene Ontology annotation, cellular component: fungal-type vacuole membrane.